AUGUCCCAAAGCACCACUUACCAGAAAUUUGUCAUCAAAAACCAGCCGGUCAAUGGCUUCAAUUUUGACGCAUCUUCUCCCGAUGCCACCUUCCAGCAGGUCACCAGUGAGGUGCCAAGUGAGCUCCCUGAAGACCAUCUUCUUGUGAAAACCAUCUACGUGUCCAAUGACCCUGCUCAAGGGUUCUGGAUCUACUCGAAUUUCGGCAGUGCUUACGGUGGCAAGAUCCCGGUGGGGGGCAACGUUCCUGCUCUUGGGAUCGGUAAAGUGGUGAAAUCAACUUCCAAAGACUACGCACCAGGAGAAUACAUUUGUGGGCAUUGUGGAUGGAGCGAGUACGCUGUGCUUAAUACCAAAGAUUCCAAAUUAUUGUAUAAGGUCUCCACUGCCGGGGACUGGGAUCCUACUAAAGUGCCGUUGCAACACCAAAUGGGGGCGUUUGGUGCUACUGGGAUCACCGCGCUCGCUGGUUUGGUGGGAGUUGCCAAACUUGAUAUUGAAAAAGAUCACGGCUUGACCUAUCUUAUUACCGGGGCUGCGGGGGCCGUGGGGACCAUGGCGGUGCAAAUUGCCGCGAACGUCCUCAAGGCUAAAAAAGUGAUAGCGGUGGCCGGAGGGGCCGAGAAAUGUAAAUGGGUCGAGUCGUUUGGCGAUAGUGUCGUGGCCGUUGAUUAUAAAGACGCCAAUUAUAAAGAAAACUUCAAGAAGGCGUUGGGCGAUGACAGAAUCAAUGUUUAUUUCGACAACGUUGGGGGUGAAAUUUUCAAUUAUGCGUUUGAUUUCUUGGGGAUGAACGCCUCUGUGGUGUGUUGUGGUGCCAUUUCCUCCUACCGUGGGUCUGGUCCACAACCAUUUUACAAGUUGGGAAUGAUUGUCACUAAACGAUUGUCAAUCCAAGGAUUCAUUGUCAGUGAUUACAUCGCCCAUUUCCCUGAGUACAAGAGCAACCUAUUGAAAUGGUACCAAGAAGGUAAAAUCUCCCCAGAAUGUACCACUGUCGACGCCAGAGGUGACAAGUUCUCCAAGAUUCCUGACGUAUGGAAUGGGCUUUUCAGCGGGUUCAAUAAAGGCAAACUCAUUACUCAGGUUGGCGAUGAUAAUUAA
Saccharomycopsis crataegensis is the source of this 1104-nucleotide messenger RNA. RefSeq lists its product as uncharacterized. Bases 1 to 1104 code for a protein of 367 amino acids. The record is from RefSeq and is a predicted model, not a curated record. Lineage: Eukaryota; Fungi; Ascomycota; Saccharomycetes; Ascoideales; Saccharomycopsidaceae. Gene Ontology annotation, molecular function: oxidoreductase activity, acting on the CH-CH group of donors, NAD or NADP as acceptor. The transcript has a single exon.